Messenger RNA from Oppia nitens, 1202 nucleotides. Its product is annotated as probable palmitoyltransferase ZDHHC24. The record is from RefSeq and is a predicted model, not a curated record. NCBI's taxonomy places the organism in Eukaryota, Metazoa, Arthropoda, Arachnida, Sarcoptiformes, Oppiidae. Gene Ontology annotation, cellular component: Golgi apparatus; endoplasmic reticulum. The coding region runs from base 345 to 1202 and encodes 285 amino acids. Gene Ontology annotation, molecular function: protein-cysteine S-palmitoyltransferase activity. The transcript has 3 exons. Gene Ontology annotation, biological process: protein targeting to membrane; peptidyl-L-cysteine S-palmitoylation.
AGACUUUGUUAUUAUAGAUUCAUUUCGUUAUUAUUUAAUAUUCAAUACCAUUGUUAUGUGGUAUCAAUCAAUCAAUCAUGUCUUUGUCUAAUUAGGCCAUCAAUAAUCUUCAUCAGUAACUAAUUUUGUCCAUUAAAUUCUGUGUCCAUACAAAUAGUAUUAUAGACUACACUAAAAAAAAAUGUGCGGUCAGUAGUCAUACAUUCAAAUACUAUAGUUUUAGUCGAUAUCUGAAGUAAAAUAGGGUUACUGUCGGCUAAAUAUAUAUAUAUAUCAAUGAUCUAUUAAUUAUCCAAAUAAAUUGUUGGCCACACUAUCUCAGUAUUGUCCAGUAGAUAAAAAAUAUGGGUCGACACUACCGAAGACCGGUUCCCAAGACAGUGGCCGACGCUUUCGGUAUAGGAUUUCUGGUGUUUAUGGUUUUCGCGACAUUUGUUUUUGAAGUUAAAGUUGUUUUACCACACAUUCACACUAUCGAUAUCACUGUUCAAUACUUUCACAUAAUUGUCGGCCUAUUUAUUACAUUCAAUAUAAUGUCAAACUUCUUAUGGUUGAUAACAACUCCAAUAUCGACUGCGGGUUUACUAAUGCCGUCAUUGCUUAAACCCAAUUGGCGUUUCUGUGCCAUCUGUGAGGGCAACUCACCUCCCCGUUCAUAUCAUUGCCAAAUCUGUGAUGAAUGUGUCCUUAAACGAGACCAUCACUGUGUCUUCAGUGGCUGUUGUAUUGGUUACAAGAACUUUAGAUAUUAUUACGGACUACUUCUAUGGGUAGCCAUCGGCGGUCUAUACGCUACCGUAUUGAACCAAUUUUUCAUAUGGCAAGCACUGGGAGGUUUGACAUACGUAACAGUGUUUACCCAUAUAUUUCCAUUUCCAUUCUGGCUAUUCGGCUAUAUAUCGUUGAAAUGUUUUUGCUAUACAUUUCUAUCAGUAAUUAAUUUUAUUGGUUUCAUGUUUGCAACGGGUCUUCUUUACUAUCACUCAGUAUUGAUGGUCAACAAUCAGACAACAUAUGAACGAAACAAUGGUAUCAAUCAAUACAGUUUAGGCAAUUGGAGGACAAAUGUUUGCGAAAAUUUAGGACCCAAUUGGUUGGCGGCUAUACUAUUGUCACCAAUGGUUAAAUCACCGCUACCUCGCAAUGGAUGCGAUUAUCCGACACUUAAGGAUAACUUAAUCAAUUCAAACAAAUCCAAAUAA